Messenger RNA from Saccostrea echinata, 4363 nucleotides. Its product is annotated as protein ZGRF1-like. Gene Ontology annotation, molecular function: zinc ion binding; helicase activity. Bases 109 to 3993 code for a protein of 1294 amino acids. NCBI's taxonomy places the organism in Eukaryota, Metazoa, Mollusca, Bivalvia, Ostreida, Ostreidae. Gene Ontology annotation, biological process: double-strand break repair. The transcript has 23 exons. The record is from RefSeq and is a predicted model, not a curated record. Gene Ontology annotation, cellular component: site of double-strand break; nucleus.
GUGAAUAGUGCCAAACCCUCUUAUGUGAAAAGAAAAUAUUCAAAUCACAACAACUUUGGAAAUAAUUCCAUCAGGAACGUAGAAUCCACAACAAGAUUAGGUCAUCAGAUGUCAUACAACAGUCCUGAUACACUGCUGGAAACAGAAGAAGAGGUGCUGAACAAUAUAAGUAAAAACAACAGCUUUGUUACAGCAGAAUCUGUCACAGUUUUUAAUUCACAGGAUGAAGAGAUCUGUAAAGACAAUGUGUAUGGAAGACCCAGGAAGAUGUUUUCUCCUGAUGUGGGAUCAGCAAGGGACCAACCUAAGAUAGGCCUGAGGAGUCAGCCAUUUAAAGAUCAAUGUCAAGAUUCGCAGUCAUAUUCUGUCAGAGAUACAGAGUAUGGUUCAGUGAAUUCUUCAGGACAAGAGUUAGAUACCAAUCCUGAGAACUUUAACACAGGGGGUGUGGAAGGAAAUCCUGUAGAUAAUGCAGAAUCUGUUGCGUCAAAGUGGGGGAAAUUUAUAUCUGUAGAUGAUGAGGAAGACUUGGAUUAUUUGAACUGUUCUUAUGACUUCAAUACAUCUUCGGGAAAGAUAAAUUCAGAGUCACAAAGACGUAAUAAUAAUGUGGACACAAAUCAUAUGACAGCUGCAUCUAAUCAAACUUCUAAAAUGAGCUCUCGCAGGAGCACUGCAUUGAAUACACCGGCACAGAGAGAAAAUGCCGAUACUCUCACAUUUUGUAAUGGUACAGUGGGUAUUAGAAAAAGUCGGAAGUUCUGCUUUAAAGGCAGGCAACAUUCAUCUAAUGGUGAGCAACAUUCAUCUAAUGGUGAUAAUAAUGACAGUAUAUUUUUGGAAAGUAAUCAAUCCACUGCCAAGAAGGUCAUAACACAAAGAAAUGUGGAAAAUUGUGAUACAUCAAACCACAGCACAGAUUCUUCUAGUUUAGAUGUCAUGCAGAAAGGUUAUUCCUCACAUCAUCAGAACUUCACAAACUCCACCAAUCAGUGUGUAGGAAUUUCCCCUAACCUUGACCUUAUAUGUCUAGGUUCCUCCCCAAGUCUGUAUGAAUCCCCAGAGCAGAAGUCUUACAAAUACAUGUAUAAUUCUCCAGCCAGCCAGUCCCCCAAGUCUGGAGACAUAGUACUCACUAAACCCACCAAUCAGAAAGUACUUGCUGGUGCAAACUCCAAAGCCAGUUCUGAAGUUAACUCCCCUAUUGGCCAGAGAGUGCCACAGACAGACAGUUCAGCAGAUUCUAUGAUACAGAUCAACCGUGAGAAGAGGUUUAAUCCUCCAAUAAUCAAUUCUACCUCCUCACCAAACAUCUUAAUUGGAACAAAGAGAAGUUUAUGGGAUGACCUUCAGUUUGCCAGUCUGUCAGAGGUAGAAAACAACCCCACGCCAGUCAGGAAGAUUGUCAUACCAACCAUGUUCUCCUCUCCUCUACAAUACAAACAGGUCCUCAUGUCUGCUCUCAGAGAGCACUUGAACAUCAUUUUGUUUGAUCUGUCAAAGCAGUAUCAUCAGGUUUUGUCAAAAACAGAUACCACAAGUUUAACAUUUCCAGUGAAGAACACUCAGAGCAGUCAGUCUAGGGAUACAGGACCCCCAUUACCCCCCUGUCACUGUGGGGUCUCCUCCAAACUGAUCCAAGUCAGGAAGGAGGGACCCAAUAAAGGAAGAUAUUUCUACUCCUGUACCAACCCAGUCAGUCAGAGGUGUAAGUUUUUCCAGUGGGCUGACUCCAGUGGAAAUGUAGGGCUACAUCAUAUGGGUGGAGCUAAGGUAAGAUUGACAGAUGCUGCCAGUGUGACAUCAUAUUUCCGUCAGCACCAUAUCAUGUUCUAUUGUCAGUGCCAAUACCUGCAGAAGUCAAUGGAAAGCAUUCUGGCCCACUUCAAAAAUCCAUGGGCAAAACAGAAGUACCAGAGGGAAAAUAAAAUGCAAAGAAAAUACUUCAUUCGAUUAUCCAGAAAAGAUUCCUCAACACUGUUCUCCAAAGAUGAUUUAUGGAUAGUAUCUAGAGAUCUGAAUUUUGAUUCUACUUGUACCUUUCUGGCCAAAAGCACAUACUAUGGACCAACAUCAGGGAAUGAAGUGGAGAUUGAGCCAGUGUCCAAGUUCUCACCCUCUAAUUGGAAGAAUGAAGCUCCUUGUCAUGCUGUGUUAGCUGGAAAUGUCAGUUCUGAGCUUAGUUACCUUGACAACAUACAGGACAAUGUACAACAGAGUUGUCUGCCCAUACUCAGCCAACUUCUCAGUGUGGACAGUGCUGAUGCUUCUAAGGCACACAAGAGAUUCCAGCCUCCCAGACUAAAUCAGGGCAAAUCAACCUCUAACAUUCAUGUCCCUGUAUAUGCAAUGAAUGAGUUGGUUACUGAGUUUAUGAUGACCUACUCUCUGAACAUGGACCAGGGUUCAGCAUUAAGGAGACUGGCAGCCAUGUUUUGUGAGGACAGUCACAGUGAAGUGUCCUCCCUUCUUCUUAUACAUGGAGUGUUCGGUGCCGGGAAGAGCUUUCUGUUGUCUGUUAUGGUAAGAUUCCUAGUGAGGGUGUUUGAAGUGAAUGGAAGCUACACCCCAGGACUACCUUACCCUUGGAAGAUCCUCAUCUCCUCCACCACAAAUGUGGCUGUGGACAGGGUUCUCAUGGGAUUACUGGAUAUUGGCUUUGAAGACUUUAUUAGAGUGGGGAGCAUGAAGAAAAUUGCUAAACCAGUGUUACCUUACAGUGUACAUGCCACUGGUACAGAAAGCCAGGAGCUUAAAGAUCUACAGGAAAUGAUGAGAAGUGGUGAUCUCAGUCCCUCAGAGAAACACAAUGUGCGUCAAAGUAUAGAGAAACAUAAACUUGGUGAAAAUAAGAAGAAGCUUGGCAGUGUUGCUGUUGUUGGGGUCACUUGUGCUUCAUGUGUUGCUCCCAGUCUCAAAGACUUAAAGUUUCCAGUGGUUAUAUUAGAUGAGUGCAGUCAGAUGACAGAGCCAGCAUCUCUAUUUCCUAUGUCUAAGUGUGCUUGUGAGAAGUUGGUGCUUGUAGGAGAUCCUAAGCAAUUAGAUCCGACAAUUCAAGGUUCAGAGGCCAGCCACUCAGAGGGACUGGAGCAGACAAUGUUUGACAGACUCAUCAAAAUGGGCCACAUUCCUACUCUGCUGAGAACACAAUAUAGAUGUCACCCAGUCAUUAGCAACCUUGCCAACACUUUGUUUUAUCAAGGUCAGCUGCUGGAUGGUAUUGAGGCCACAGACAGGGCACCUGUUUUGGAUAUCUUGCCCACACUUUGUUUUUAUGAUGUUUCUAAUGGACAAGAAAGUAGUGACUCCAGUGGAAGUUUCUCAAAUGAAAAGGAGGCAGAUUUUGUGGCAUUUAUGAUAGAGGCUUUAAUUAGUGCCGGGGUAGAUUCAACAUCUAUUGGGGUGAUCACACUCUACAAAUCCCAAAUGUAUGGCAUCAUAGCCAAGCUAGGCACCAGCAGAAACUGCAGUCAGAAUGAAACAAAGUCCAUCCUUGUUUCAACUGUAGAUGCAUUCCAGGGUGGUGAAAGGAAUAUCAUUAUCCUUUCUUGUGUACGCACCAACAACACAGGCUUUAUAGACAAUCAAAAGAGGACUAAUGUUGCUUUGACUAGAGCCAGGCAUCAUCUUUUUAUUGUGGGACAUUUAAACAAUCUGGAGAAAAACUCACUCUGGGGAAGAGUCAUUUCCAUGUGUAGAGACAGAUUCUCUCAAGGGUCUUCCUCCAGCACUUAUAGGCAACCAAAGGGAGGAAAAAGAAAAAGGAAACAGGAUGAGGAAGAGGAGGAAAGUCCUCCAAUGUCACUGACAGGACAAACAGAUGAAUCUUUGGUCAGUGAGAGUCCUAUCAUAUUAAGUUCCUUUGAAACGACAGAUGAGGCCUCGAGAAAUAAGUCUAAGCGGCGGAGAGAACUUCCCCACAUUGAUCCGACACUUCUGGACAGUGACAAGGAAAAUGAGGAGGAGGAGGAACUUCCUGUGUUUGACCUCUGACCUUUUACGUCGGUGAUGCUGACCUUGAACUUAAAAAUAUCACUUAAACUAUAAUAUCCAUUUAUGAAAAAAAGCAAUGGUAAAUUUGUAGUGUUCUCAGAAAUGAAUGGUAUAUGUAUAUUUAAAUGAACUAUUUCAACUGAAAGGAAUGUAUUGUCCUCCUCUUAAAAUGCAAUACUUGUUUAUAUUGUUAAAUCAUAAUAGAAGAAUUGAACAGUGACUAAAAUAGAACUAUCACCUCUAACAUCAAGAAAUAGAGGAUGUUUUAUAAUAAUGAGAUGUUAUGUGAUAUAUUUUGUGAUAAAAUUUUUAAUUAUUAGGAAAUGUUCAAGUUUCUAUUUACAGUAUAAUAAAGUUUUCUUUGAACCAA